AUGGCUUCAACAUUUGAUCCAUUUGAUCGAACAAGUUGGUACUUUGGCCAAAUGUCAAGGCAAGAUGCCACCGAUUUAUUAAUGAGUGAAAAAGAAGGUGGAGUUUUUUUAAUUAGAGAUUCAAUAUCUAUAUCUGGUGAUUAUGUCUUAUGUGUUAGAGAAGACAGUAAAGUUAGCCAUUAUAUUAUAAAUAAAAUUCAACAAGGAGAGCAAACAAUAUACAGAAUAGGAGACCAAAAGUUUCCUGAUUUACCUAGUCUGCUUACAUUUUAUAAACUACACUACUUAGAUACAACUCCUCUUAUAAAGCCAGCUCCUAAAAGAGUUGAAAAAGUUAUAGCAAAAUAUGAUUUUGAUGGAAAUGAUCCAGAUGAUUUGCCUUUUAAAAAAGGAGAAGUUUUAUUAAUAGUAUCAAAAGAUGAGGACCAAUGGUGGACUGCUAGAAAUAGUUUAGGAAAAACAGGUUCCAUUCCUGUACCUUAUAUUCAAAGAUAUGAAGAAAAUCAACCUUACAUAACUGAUGGCCAUAGACCAAGUUCUGGCAGUGGGAAUUUAGUUGCCGUACCUUCUGAGCCCUCGAAAAAAGCAAAUAUUCAAAGAAAACUUCCUGCAUUAGCUAGAGUUAAACAAGCUAGAGUGCCAAAUGCUUAUGACAAAACUGCUCUAAAAUUAGAAAUUGGAGAUACUAUCACUGUUACAAAAAUGAAUAUAAAUGGUCAAUGGGAGGGAGAAUUAAAUGGAAAAUAUGGACAUUUUCCUUUUACACAUUUGUGCUUGAUAUAUAUUUUGUGA
Molecule: messenger RNA, 792 nt
Organism: Pediculus humanus corporis (human body louse)
Lineage: Eukaryota; Metazoa; Arthropoda; Insecta; Psocodea; Pediculidae
Product: Adapter molecule Crk, putative
Exons: 2
Coding region: 1-792 (263 amino acids)
Molecular function (GO): protein binding
Source: RefSeq, a predicted model, not a curated record